UCCGCUUCACCCAUCCUCCCCCCACCUCCUCACUCGCGCUUCUAGUUCGUCGCAUCGCUUAGCACAACACGAGUACACUCGGCAUACCUGAAUUCUGUUAAAAGCUACUCUCGCUACAGGGGGGCAAAUGUCUCCACCCAGAAUAACUUCGGAAGCCAUGGCAUUUAAAAUAAAAUAAAACCAAAGACGAACACAGCGCUUCUCUCUUAAGACGUUUGUAUUCGCGCAUCUGUAGAUACGCGCAACCAUUAAAUAUUUCACCCGCGGCGAAUGUGCUCUCAUCUUGGCGAUGGAUCCGUGGACGCUGUUUUACCUCCUCGCCAUUGUGAAAAGCAGCCUCGCGGCGGACACCGAGGAGCGCUUGGUGGAGCACCUCCUCAACCCCGCCCAUUACAACAAACUGAUCCGCCCGGCGACCAACGGCUCGGAGCUGGUGACGGUGCAGCUGAUGGUGUCCCUGGCACAGCUGAUCAGUGUGAAUGAGAGGGAACAGGUCAUGACCACAAAUGUCUGGUUAACUCAGGAAUGGCAGGACUAUCGGCUGACUUGGGUCCCGGAGGAGUUCGAUGGGAUGAUGAAGGUCAGGCUGCCCUCCAAACACAUUUGGCUGCCGGAUGUGGUGCUGUACAACAAUGCUGAUGGGAUGUACGAGGUGUCCUUCUACUCCAACGCGGUGGUGUCAUAUGACGGCAGUGUCUUCUGGCUCCCGCCCGCCAUCUACAAGAGCGCCUGCAAGAUCGAGGUGAAGCACUUCCCCUUCGACCAGCAGAACUGCACCCUCCGCUUCCGGUCCUGGACCUACGACCGCACCGAGAUCGACCUGGUCCUGAAGACCGACGUGGCCAGCAUGGACGACUUCACGCCCAGCGGCGAGUGGGACAUCAUCGCCCUCCCAGGCCGGCGCAACGAGAACCCGGCCGACACCACCUACGUGGACAUCACCUACGACUUCAUCAUCCGCCGCAAGCCGCUCUUCUACACCAUCAACCUGAUCAUCCCCUGCAUCCUCAUCACCUCGCUGGCCAUCCUGGUCUUCUACCUGCCCUCCGACUGCGGCGAGAAGAUGACCCUGUGCAUCUCCGUGCUGCUGGCCCUCACCGUCUUCCUGCUGCUCAUCUCCAAGAUCGUGCCGCCCACCUCGCUGGACGUGCCGCUGGUGGGGAAGUACCUGAUGUUCACCAUGGUGCUGGUGACCUUCUCCAUCGUCACCAGCGUGUGCGUGCUCAACGUGCACCACCGCUCGCCCACCACCCACACCAUGCCGCCGUGGGUCAAGCUGGUCUUCCUGGACAAGCUGCCCGCCCUGCUCUUCAUGCGCCAGCCCAGGAACAACUGCGAGCGCCAGAGGCUGCGCCACCGCCGCCGCGCCAAGGAGCAGAGGGACGGGGGGCGGCCGGGCGCCCGGGUGAUGGCGGGGCUGGGGCUGGCCGGGAUGGGCUUCCCCAAAGAGAGCCCCGACCCCUGCACCUGCUACGUGAACCGCGCCUCCGUCAAGCAGCUGGGGGGCGAGCUGGGGGGAGGCCCCCGCCCUCACGCACGCCCUGCUGGGUCAGGCCGUCCCGGGUUCGAGGAGGCGGUGGAAGGAGUGCGGUUCAUUGCCAACCACAUGAAGAGCGAGGACGACGACCGGAGUGUAAGCGAGGACUGGAAGUAUGUUGCUAUGGUGAUCGACCGCCUCUUCCUUUGGAUUUUCGUCUUCGUCUGCGUCUUUGGCACGGUGGGCAUGUUCCUACAGCCUCUCUUCCAGAACUACACAGCCAAGACCAUCACCCACACACCUGGCUGACCUAUCGAUGCUUCCCACCUCUUAGACAGACACUGCCCUCAGCCAAUGAAAAUCAGACUGGGGCACAGAGGGACGAGGGAGAGACCUGUUGAACGUGAUUCUUACUCAUCGUGAACCUGGCCUUAUUGACUGCCACGCCCAGCUAUGUUUAUAUAAACCUAAAAAACAGGAGAAAGAAAGCAAACUGCUUUUGGGGAUUUCUCCCUUCCAACCCCCCGCCUCUUCCUUUUGAGAGACAGCCACACAAGCCAAUCAGGGAAAGAGGACGCACCUGUUUACUUAAUUGAGUGCUAUGCCAGCCAGUCACACUCAACUCUCAAAGCGGACGACGAUACGAAGAUGCAAACACAUUCCCUUCCCAAAUGCUACACACCUUGCAACAGCUUUAGGAGUCUCUUGGAUGACAACUUUACGUGCAAACCAAAACCAGAGAGAAGAAAAAACAUGCCACAUUUCAGUUUCUUUCUUGAGCCACCACUCAAAUAAACUACCAUUCUUUAGCAUAAUAUAACAUAACAUGGUAUAGUAUGAAGUAUAUUGUAGCAUUAGGACAUUUUUCUGUGUUAGCAUUUAAAGGGAUAUGUUCCUGUUAGGGAGAUAUUGCUAUGGUCAAAUAUUGUAUAGUAAUAUAAAUUAAGCAGGAAUGUGAUGUUAAGUCAAAAUCUAUACUAACACACACACACACACACACAGACACAGACACGUACACAUAUAUGCUUAGAGAAAGACAUGGUGUUUUAACAAAAAGGUUUACAUUCUGUGACAGCAAUAAAAAAAAUACGAAAUAAAUCUUGCAAAAACA
Molecule: messenger RNA, 2588 nt
Organism: Anguilla rostrata (American eel)
Lineage: Eukaryota; Metazoa; Chordata; Actinopteri; Anguilliformes; Anguillidae
Gene: chrnb2
Product: cholinergic receptor, nicotinic, beta 2
Biological process (GO): signal transduction; nervous system process; regulation of membrane potential
Cellular component (GO): synapse; postsynaptic membrane; plasma membrane
Molecular function (GO): transmembrane signaling receptor activity; acetylcholine-gated monoatomic cation-selective channel activity
Source: RefSeq, a predicted model, not a curated record